Messenger RNA from Cydia pomonella (codling moth), 12283 nucleotides. RefSeq lists its product as uncharacterized. The transcript has 8 exons. The record is from RefSeq and is a predicted model, not a curated record. Lineage: Eukaryota; Metazoa; Arthropoda; Insecta; Lepidoptera; Tortricidae. The coding region runs from base 2205 to 3314 and encodes 369 amino acids.
AAGGCGUUAUGCAAUGUUUAUGUUUUGUGUACAAUGCUAUUUUUCCUAUACAACGAGGACAAGUAUAUGUAUAUAAAAAAGGAAGUACUUACUAAUUAUUAAAUAUGCUUUCCUUAAAUAAACACUUUUAUUAAUUUUGUAGGUAUGAUUUUAUUUGAAAAAACAAAUAUACUUAAGCUAUGAUUUUUGUGAAAACAUAUGUACUUUACUUAAAGCACUGGUUUCGAUAAAAAAAAAUCAUUCUAUAAAAUAAACUCACGGCUAAACUUUACAAACAUUGUAUUUUUUCCUACAUCAGCUCUUCCUUCAACUCUCCCACCUAAGAUGUUUUUGAUCAGUUCUUCGUAUCGUAGUCAAGUGUCAACGCACACGCAUAUUUUCUCUACUGUUAUGUUUUUUUUAUGGAAUACUCAGCAAACGAGCAGACGAGUCGCCUAGUGGGAAGUGGUCACAGUCGCCCAUGAACAUAAGAAAAAAAAAAGUAAAACUACUUCCUUCUGUCGGAACUGACCCUUCGUGUCUUUUUUUUGUGUUUAAUUUUAGGUUUUGGUUUUUAUAACUAACUUAGUUUGUUUUUGGAUCUCAAAUGGUCUGAAAUAAAUCUUUUUUUUUUUAUAAGCAACAUCGCUCUCAUUAGUAUGGACAAAAUCAGAACGUUGUUCUUGAAAUUUUUGGGAAUAUUAUGGUUUGGCUGCUUUGAGCCAAAUCUUAUGCGUUUGCCAAACUGUGCAAAACUUCCUACAAAUAAUAAUAACGGUAGUGUGGACACAGCCUUAAGAAACUCUUCCGCGCAUGCCCCACUAUAAACCAUUAUAAGGAGGACCCUUUAUUCUAAAAAGUUCCGGCUUGUUAUGCCCCGCGCCAUGACGAGAAUAGGUCUAUAUUAAAUGGUUUACGUUGCAACUUCACACUGUAACUGUAGCAUUUCAAAAAGUCGUAUGUUUAUAUUGGUUUCAUAAUAACAUACGACUAUUCGAAUGUGUGUGGCUUCGGCCGAAACUCACAAUGUAAUCGUUGCAAAUCAAAAAGUCAUAACUCUAUACUACUUGCAUAGUAACAUAAGACCUUAUCGAUCUGUCUAUCUGUCGUAAAGCUGCGGUUGAAAACAAGUGUGCGUAGCAUUUAGAAAGUCGUAUCUUUAUACAAUCUUCAUACUGACAUAGAACCUUUUAGUUUUAAGCCUAUUAGAGCUUCGGGAAAAGUCGGAAGUGUUCGGGAGACUUCGUCGGUCGAGUAAACGUUUUUCUAAUGUAUUCAGGGUUUACACUGUAAGUUUUGACAAGCUAUCAAAGUUUUUAGGUGCGGUUAGGUAUUCGAUAGGUAAAAUAAUAAUGGCGAUUUUUCAAUUUUAUAUUUUUUUUGAAGAAAAUAUUGGAAUAAAAAGAAGUAGGUUUAUUGUGUAGGUCACAACGCAACGCGAUGUUAUACAUAAAGUACAAAUGUUAGCGCCAUUGUGACGCUAGUCUUUACAAGCUACAAGGAGCAGAAUUCCUUGGAGCAAACCAGACUUAGGUCAUUAUGGUUCUAAAUUACAGCUAUGAAUGUUAUUGAAUUUGGCAUGAGUAUCAUACGACCAAGGCAGCACGCCAAAAACACAAUUUACGAGCAACAUUUCCUAGGAAAGCACCUUUGAUACCUAACUUAGAUAUGGCCAUUUGGGCAUGCGAAAGGGCAUAACAUAUUUUUCUAGCAAAUUUCAGUACAUACUAACUACAUAUGUAACCUUUGUAUUACUAUCGCUUGCCCCUGCCAUUCAUCGACUAAAAUUGUACAAAAACGCGCACAUGCGUGAGAAGAAACGUCAAAAUCUAAAAUGGUGGUCUAAUAAUACCUAAAGGAGAAACCCUGGUCUAGUUAUUAAAAAAAUAUAUACACUCGCACCUGUAGUGAGCCCCAUCGAUAGGGGUGUCAGCACCGCGUCUGCGCGGAGCGCCUGUCCGCCGCCCCGGACGCUUUGCACGUCUCUGCAACUAAAUUAUAUAUUUUUAAAUUUCAAAAAAGUAACGCGCGUCAAAAAUCGGUUCAGUGCCAGUGUUUUUGAAGUGUGAAGUGAUUGAAAUUUUGAAUUUGGAAUAUUAUUAUUUUUCGAAUGUUUCGAUUGUGUUUUAUUGUUAAAUAAUUAGUGGUUUUAGUGUGAUGUGAGGAUAAUUGUUACGUAAAAGCGUAGGAGUUAGCGCUGAGGGCGUGUCGCUUGUGAUGUCGGCAUGGAGGUGGUGCUCCCCCUGGCGGUGGUGUGCGUGCUGGCCGUGAGCGGCGCCCCCAACGCGACGCGCCGCCACCCGGCCCGGCCCGACCCGACCCGGCCCGACCUCGAGCCCGAGGACGAUGAGCACCACCUGGAUUAUUAUGAUGAGGAGCGAAUUAAUAUAUCAGAAAAGGGCAAGUACCUGGGAUCGCCGUGCGAGUUCACAUGCAACCCGGCGCUACUCCACGUGUUCUGCGACCCGACGUCAAAUUCCUGUCAAUGCGAUCCCAAGCACCCUGUCAAUCUUGGCGUCGCGCGCGGAUGCGCUAAAGCAAAAAAGCUCGGCGAGCAAUGCUUCUACCGGCAGACGUGUCGCGCCUUCGACCCCCACGCGUCAUGCGUCCAGGUCAACCACAACGCGUUCUGCCAGUGCGAUCCCGGGUACCACAGUACGACACACAGUCGGCCGACGCAGAGAGUGUUCUGCACUGAAGACCUCGUGUUGCUGACAGCGGAUAUGCCGACGCUGCUCGGCGUAGCGUCGGGCAUCUUCGUGCUGGGGGGAUUACUGUGCAUGGUGUUGCACCUUUACACACGCGCGCGUUACCACCCUGCGCACCUCGCCGACGCGCGGCUCACACCACCGUGUCUCUAUUCCCUCAACGACACGCAUACCGGCGGCACCCUAAGCGCGACCCGCGCGUCGUCGCGCGCGUCGUCCCGCUCGGGCGGCACGGGCGCCACGCUGGACUCGGGCUCGUCGCGCCGGGCGUCGCGGCGCGGCGUGCCGGUGUCGGCGUCCCGCGCAGGUUCCCGACGUCCAAGUAUAAGUUCAGUACAAAGCAGUUCAUCCUCAAUAAGGAGCUACAGCGCUAAACGUUGGGAGAAGGAGAGAGAACAGAAGGAGAGGCGACAGAUGAGCAUGCGUCUUGCUCAGUUGCAUGACAAAAUGAAUGCUGGGAGAGAGAUACCUAAACAUGCGCCUACUCCGUCUCCACGCUCUCCCAACAACUCCACGGAUGGACUGCUGCCAUCUGUAUGUGAAAUUAGAGAAUUCCAGCUAUCAACAAACCCCGAUCAACAAAUGCAAGGCGUCGAGAACCCAUGCUCGAGCUCGUCGCUUUACUGACAACAGCGUUCCAAAUCGGUGCGUCGAUCCCUCGACUCACUGUCAUCCGACGGGUCCCCAGCUUACGCAUGGAUGUAACACCGGCUAGAAAAAAAUUGAAACUGUCGAAAGUGAAAACGUGUAUAAUUUAGAACGCACCCGAGAGAAUGCAAAUUGUGAACGCGACCAAAUAUGAACGCAGUUUACAAUUCAGUAUGUUGGAAUGCACCCGAAAGGGAAUUUGAAUUCCAAAUUUAAAUUAGGAAUUGGUUUAUACUGGCUGAAAAGACUGCUAGUGUUUGUGGGAUCGUAACAGUGAAUUAGAAAGACAAAUUGAAUUUGUAAGGUUUUGACUUUUGAAUGCUUGGCUUUUAAGCUAAGUUAGUUAGUGUUGCUGUAUGUGAUGCUACAAGGAUGUGUUUUAUGUGUAAAAUGUACGUCGACAGAUAUCUAAAAUGUAAUCACUAUCACAUAUUAAAAUUGCUAUUACGAUAACAGAUUCAAUUCUGCUCUUUAAAAGAAGGGCUGAAAGUUUUUUGAAAUAAUUUAAUGUUCGGUGGCCUUAGAUAUAUCAAAUGAAGUAGUCCAUAAAGUAAAAAACAAUUGAAAAAAAAGAGUACUGGCGCAACCGGUAGAUUCUUUCAACUUGACCAUUUGUUUAGGGGUUUAAGUUUAUAAUACGUCUCUGCCAAUUCUGUAAUAAUAUGUAUCAUAUCAUUUGUGUCAUAAUAGCAAUUUUAAACGAAAUAUACCGCGUUUAUUUGUAAGCCGAUUAACGAAACCCAAUAUUUAAAACCAGAUUAAAUAUAAGGAGGAAUUAUGUUACAGAUGUUUCCUUUCUAUAAUGAGUAUCAGUAAAAAAAAAGAAUUUCGCUAUCUACUUUACACUAUCGUUAAUUACACUGGCAACACUGCUUAUCUGGUGUUAUAAAAAUACCUUAUAAUUAAAUUGAGUACCAACAGUAUAUCGCUACGGAAUCUAAAGUGUUCAGAAACUAAGUAACUCUUAUUACUAAUCAAAGUUUUCGAAAUGUAACAUCUGUAACUUUUUACAAUAGUUGUUAUAAGUACAUAGCUAUGUAAAUCGAAAACUAGAUAAAUAACAAAUCUGAAUAGUUCUCUUCUAAGUGCGAUGGGGAACUUGGGGUAACUUGGUACAGCUGGCUGAAAAUUGAUAUAAUUUUUUAUUUAACAAGGAUUUAGUCACUUUUUAAAUGGGUAUUUUUUUUUAAUUAUCAAUCGGUCUCAUCUAUAUCGUCUAAAAGAACGUCACUUUGUUUCGGUACGAGUACGAGUAUUAUCAACACUUACUUCUAGACAGCAAAAGAAAAAUCUAAAGUUUUUGAACUAUACUUUUUCCAAUACCUGAGCCCGAAGUGUAAAUUUAUUCGAUUUCGUGACGUGACGUACGCGUUUGCGUUAAGUCUCAUUUUGUAUGGGAUUUAGAAACAACGCGCCAAGCGGAACGUUUUGGAAACUCUAAAUCCCAUACAAAAUGAGACUUAACGCAAACGCGUACGUCACGUUACGCCAUCGAAUAAAUUUACACUAGGGGUACUGUUUUCUGUGUGGUAAAACAAUUCUCAUGUUUUACACUAUCUCUUUUCGUAUAAUGUUUUAUCAGUCGGUUCUCUAUCGCACUAACUUUUGUCCAUUCUAACUCAACAUAAUAAAAUAAUAGAACUUUUUCUAGUCUUAACUAGCUAGACUCAAUAGCACGAUAACUUAGAUUUAUCCAAAUGCCUUACCUCCGCCCGCUCUCGCAAAUAUAAUCUGGAAACUAUACCUACUCCGUUAUUUAACAAGCCUACAUUUUUACUUCAAUACUUUGUUACUCCAAUAAAUAUUCUAAAGCUAAAAAGAGAUGGUUAAUUGUGGAGACUGAUGAGACUUAUUAGGUUCCCCCUUAAUUAUAAUUUAAGUUACAUUGAAUCAAUAAUAAAUCUAAAAUAGCAGUUUUAACUCUACUACGAAUCCGAACGAUUGGUUCCCUUUAGGACAGUUAUUUUUCAUUAAUUGCCAAAUGUUUAUUGUUUUAUAAUUCCGGUGACUAUUUGGUCUUCUCUAUAAUUAAGUCUCCCCAGUUUGUGAGUCCAUUGUUCAUUGAACGGGUUAAUUAAAAGGUUUUUUUUAACUGAAUUUAUAUGUAUAGUUAUAUUUUUAUUGUCAAUUUGUUCUUAUAUAUUCGUUAGGGCAGGUAAAAGGCGGCUCCAAAUAUGACUUGGUAGUCGUGGUACUUUCAUGUACAGAUGUGCAAGUUGUGGAAAGUUUCCAAUAACUUGGAAAAGUCACAGGAAACAAAGGAAACUUUCAUUUUGGAAAUAGAAAAUUUCGAUUCCCGUACAACGAUACGAUAUGUUUCCAAAAAAGUUCCAUGUGGAUAUUUCGCAAUUUUGGAAACAUUUCGCCCAGCACAACAGUACUUUAAUGACUCCUUACCUACUUACCCCGCCCUUCCAAAAUUAUGUCAGUUUUAUUUAUGACAUAUAAUCCCCUUCUCUUACCCCUAUACCUGUAAAUAAUAAGUGAUCUAGAAACCUAAAUCUAGCCUAGACCCCACGAAUUUCGACUGUCAUCGGCUUAACAAAUCCAAUGUCAUGGCUUUAGUCAAAUCUCAAUUUAUAGCUUUGCCUAACUAUACGAUAAUUAUAAGUAAAUUAAAGUGCUUAUUCAGAAUGAUUUAUCAUGGAUUUCCUGGUGAAGUUGCUCAAUAGUUAAAGGCUGUUUUCACUUUUGUGCAAACAAUUACUUCUUGGGAAUUGAUGUGUAUUUUUCAUCGUAAGAAAACAGCCUAAAGGUGCAUCCACGCCGCAAUUAACUUUUUAAAGCAAUGCUGUGCAACCCGGUAACCUUAUAUAAUUUUUGUGGCUACCUACAGAGACCUGCACCUGAGGUACCAGUAACACUUGGAAACUUUGUUCUACAAAAUGUAACUGGGUAUAUGGAUGCACCUUUAGGAAAGUUAGCUUGAGACUAAAAACAUCUAACUCAUGGGCAGUGACUAUGCACCCUAUUCUAGAUAGUAACAUUUGGAAACUUGUCCAAAACUAUAGCAAAGAAGAUUCAAAGUCUUUUAAAUCAAAGCAAACGGGAAUGAAACGAAUAAAUCAUUUAGAGUAAGCAACUUUGCGAUCAGAAGAGUCCUAACACUAACCAAUGAGCUUAAAAGACUGAAUACGUGGCUAUAAAGUACCAAUAAUUAUAAUAGAUGCUGACAACGCCUCUGACCAUCUUAAAUCCUUCAGAAACUUGCAUACUUGUCUGUUGAGCUGACCUCUUUGACAGGGGUUUUUAUGCAUGUGCCGUCGGCAAGACGGCUACGCCUAAACGCAAAUAGAAAAAUGAAAAUGUAUUGGGAAGACAGAAAAAUGUGUUGGGAUGACAGAUACGAACGAAAAUCCAUGUGAUUUCCAUAAGGUAUAUUCUUUUGAACGCCAAGAACACCUAAAGUCGUGCCCAUGUGCCCAUAGCGCCAAGGACACCUAUAGGUGUUAUGGCGGACGCUGUCAAAAUAACCUUCACGCUUUUGAGUGAGGUUUACGUUAGCUCCCUUGCGCCCGGGAUCUUGGCGUCUGAGUGAUGUUUAUGUUUAUGACAUAAAGCGUUUAAAGGGUUAUGGUUUCGAUUUGCGUUUUCAAUUAGCUUUUCGUAGGUCUCCAGAGUAACUGUAAAGGUAUUUUAGGAGGUAAGAUGGUCUAGAGGCUCAAUGCUACCAACACAGCAAAUGGUGGAAGGAUUCUUCUGAUCGUUUCGAUGUAAACCUGGUUAAGGAUCGCGCGUGAGCUCUGGAGAUUUACGGAAUAAAAUAUAUUAAAUAACAGUUUUACGAAAGUGGAUGGAAGAAUUUCACGGAGCUGAUGCGCGGAGUAGUCAACAUACCUAACUGGGAGAAUGAUUUGAUGACUUAUUAAAUAUAACUUGGAUCAGUGGCGUAGCGUGAACUAAUCUAGCCGUUGGCGAAGUCACAUUUGCGAGGCCCUUUUUCUUUCAAUGUGUAUGCCCAAGGUAAUAAAAAGCUUUGGCUCGCGCGGGGCCCCCUUAAGUUCGAGGUAUGGGUGAGGGGCCGCUUCGUCCACGCCUAUAUAGUUACGCCACUGACUUGGACUAUACUUCAAUCCAAAAUUACGUAUUCUAAAAACUCGCCCCGUCAAACGUAUUCUUUUCAGCAUCUUUCUCGGAUGUACACCCAACUGCAAAAGUACAUGGCCAUUUUAUGAAUAAAUUAGAAUCAUAAGGUUUCCAUACAAUUUUGCAGCUAGUUGUACAAUUUGUUGACUGUAUUUUAUACACAAAAAAUAAUAAAUAUCCAGAGAGUAUGUCUAUUUGAUGGUCUGUCAAAUCAUUCCUCUAAAAUUACCUCAUUUCAAUCUAUAUCCGACUAAGAACUCACAUUCUCAGUUCUCACUCUGGAAAUUAGAAUGGCAUGAGGUAUUUGGUGUUGGUAAACAACACACAUGACUGUCCAUUAUACAAUGGAAUGAUAACAUUCAACACGUAUGUAUUUAUAGAAAAACCGAGAAUAACUCUUUAAAUUAUUGCCUCCAAUAUUUGGUAAUCUGAAGCACAUUUGAGUUGUGCGGGUUGUGCCACUCUUCUCGAUAAGCAACGAUAAAUAUUGAAAAAUCGAAUUAAUAAUUUAUUGUAUCAAUUCCUACAUCACUCAAGUACCUACUUUAAGAUUACAGCGGUAGCAGCAUGGUACCAUUUUUAUCACCUGUCACUAUGCCUGUCACUUUCGCGCUUACAUACUUGUUAGAACGUGACAGGUAUGGUGACAAAUGAUAAGGAGCCGACCAUCUUAGCCCUACAGAUGUACUUAUGUAUGCCUUUUUCUUAAACGAUCAUUAUCUUUAAACUCUUGAUACCUUUUUUAGUCUUGUGCUAAGGGUAACGUGGGUUAAAUCGGGUAACUGCAUAAAAACAGUCUAGUAAUUAAUGAAAUAAAAGAAGAAAGAAGGAUGUGAGAGAAAGAUAAAGAUAUUUGUAAAUAUAAUGGACUUUCAUGAAACCAAAUCUACAUGUGUUGAAAUUAUAAUUACCGCAGAAGAUAUGCAACAUAAUAAAUUCCUCCAUACUUAACUGUUUCUCAAAGAUUGAUGAAAAUUAAAAUAAAAUAUUAAAGAAUGUGUUUAGAAUGCGACGACACAACAAAUAUAACGAAAAUAAUGUUGAAUACUUUAAAUAAAUUGAGACAGUUCUUUAACCUUGUUUUGACGUUUAUAAAUAAAGCUUCACUAGAGUAAAAUGCCCUGUAGAUGGACUUCAACUUAAUUAGAUACCUAAAAACCUAUGUAUCAAAAGUACAAUUUAAGACGUCUAGUCUAUCAGGAUCUAGAAUUCUAGACUACCUGAAGUUAGUGUAUGAAUUGAUCAAAAAACUUAUAGCUAUAUAAAUGGCAUCAGACAGGCUCAAACCAAGCUCUCGUUUAAGCGCAUGUUACGCAAGCACUUUUUCGACAAGCUCUCUGGUUAAUUGUCCUUCGUAGUCAUAGUAUUUUUUGCACUGGGUACAUAAAUUAAUAUAUAUGUAUGUAUAUUUAAUUAUAGUAUAUUUAUGUAAGUUUAUUACCGUUAGUAUAUAUUAUUUAUCGCUAUUUUGCUUGUUUUAAGUUACUUAUUGUUUUUUUUAUUUUUGUUUAAUGCCUGCACGUACUACUGUAUCUGUUUAGCCUGAUGGUUGACUGGUAGAGAAUGCCUUUAGGCAUUAAGUUCGCCAUUUGUACUUCAUUUGUCAUAUUGUGCAAUAAAGUUUAAAUAAAUAAAUAAAUGGGCUUGUCAAGCCACCACUUUUAUUAUCCCUUGGAAUGGUAGGCCGUCCAUUCCCGACCGAUUAUGUCAUUUAAAUUUCAAAUUUGAUUCAUUGAAAUAAAAUCAAUAUUCCAAUAACUCAUGCCACUUAAAGAGUUAUAGGUAUUUUGAUCACUGUCUUAUAACACAAAGUCCCCUACCUAGUCUGUUUACUGAGCGAAUUUUCAUGCGGUUUUCACCUAUCAAUAGAGCGAUUCUUGAGGAAAUUUUAGGUGAGAAAGGUUAAGCCGGGGCAGGUCGCUAGUUAGUAAAUAAACUCAAAACAAACCAUUUUCAUAUCCAUUUACUGAAUGUUUUACCCUUCUGACGUCCUUAUCCUAUUUCUUAGGCCGGGGUCGUUUUCACCCGCCGCCCGCGGCCGACAGCGGCCCGCGUGGGGGACGCCGCACGCGGCGCCGUAAACGACCACUCCCGAGCAUUCCCGAACACACCAUUCAGACGACGCGGGCGGCGGGCCGCUGUCGGCCGCGGGCGGCGGGUAAAAACAAAAACGACCCCGGCCUAAAAUAAUCUGUCCCCACGUUUCUCAUAAUAUUAAUAAGCUUGUCGGCUACUAACUCCCGGAUUUAUUUUUAUAAUGUGGUAAAUAUAAAUAGCUUGUAGAUUGAGUCAUUGGACUUGUUGGUUGAAGAGAAUCUUUUAUAUUAUUUUUAUAUGAAACCGAUGUUCCCGGGUUCAAAUCCUGGUAAGGGCAUAUAUUCCUGUGAUGAGUACGGAUAUUUCCUGAGUCAUGGGUGUUUUCUAUGUAUAUAUCGUUGUCUAAAUACCCUCAAUACAAGCCUUAUUGAGCUUACUGUAGGACUUAGUCAAUUUGUGUCCUAUAAUAUUUAUUUAUUUAAUAUUUCCACUCCACUUACAGAAGGUCCGUAGAGCGAGCGCUUCCUUUCUGAAUGUUUGAGCGACCUAAGUACGUAUUAAAAUACGAAAGUUCUUGCCAUAACGGUCUUCCCAAUCAAACACUUUAUAGGCCGGUCUUCCCCACAUUGACCUUAUUUUAAUUGAUUCUAUUGUCGGCCUCGGCCUCGGCCUCCUGGCCUAGUCCAUAGUGAGUGUAGUGACCCUACCCACGAAGCAGGAGGUCCCGGGUUCCCAUCAGGCGGCUCCUCUGCUCGUUGGCUGUGUACAUUGUGGAAAAGGGGAACUUGGGGGUGAGAGUGACAUGUAAUAGUUAUUUACGAUACACGUGCGAAUAGGUAAUUCGCAACUCGUGUCGAUUUAAAACGAGAUUUUUAUGUAAAUUAUGUUCCAAUUUAUCUACUAAAUUGACAAUUCAUAAAACAGAUGAGUAGACGACAGUCGAAACAGUCUUACACGAUAUAUGAUAAUAUUUUUAUUUUUAUUAUAAUUAUUAUUAACCAACUAAUUUUCUAUAACUUUAAAAAAGUGAUUAUGUUACGUUACAAACAUUGAUUACUUAUUAUAAGAUUUAGGAACGUAAUACAAAUUCCAUACAAUUUUCUAAAAGUCCUAACUCUUCUAAUAUUUAAAAAAUCAAAAAAAACAAACGAAGUGGCACAACUAGCAAAAUAACAAGGUAAUUUUGUUAGGUAACUGAAAUCAAUUAAUAAUAGACAAAUUAGGGUCUUUAAUUGUUUCAAAAAAUUUGAAUUUUCACCCUUAUAGAAUUUUAUGAUGUUGCAAAUCUUCUGCAUAUAUAUGUAUAUUAAAUUAAUCUGUAAGUCGGUUUGCAUGAAAUGUGGCUUAGGCCAGGCCUUAUAGUUCAGGUACCCUGGACGUGCGAGCGAGAUAGAUAGUGUCAUGGACUCAUUUUGUACUCGUUACUGUAAUGUAUAUAGUUAUUAUAUUUAAGGAUAGGUAUUAUACAAUAGGAAAAUUAACUGGAGUUGAGAUUCGGUGGAGAUUUUUAUGUAAAUUAUGUUCCAAUUUAUCUACUAAAUUGACAAUUAAUAAAACAGAUGAGUAGACGACAGUCGAAACAGUCAAUAUUGUUAUUUAUAUUAUAAUUAUUGUAUCUCCUUGGAUUUCACGGGCCUAUAAAUCCCGGUCUUUUGAUAGGCUUGCGUGGGGAUAUAGAUCCAACACGUAGAGGCCCCUUGGAGAGCUUUAAUGUCAUGUAGAACGCCUGCUGGAACCCGUUCACAGGCGCAACAAUAGACACCCAUGAACCGGUCGCAGCAGGCAUUGGGACUAUUGUAGUAAAAAUGAACAGUAUAACGGUCUAUGGAUUGAAGUUUGGGAGGACAAUGAGACUGGGUUAUUGCAAAGACGUCCGGACACCUGCCAUAACAAUGUUUUCACUAGUUAUCGAGGCAGGCGGUGACUCGCCGCCCGCUAGAUGGGCCCCUGAAAAUGCCGUCGUGAAGACGACCAGGAGCAACACCGGUAUGAGCGGCUCAGGGGUGUCGAGAGGUGUACGCCGCUUUCUACCCAGUGGCUGAUAACAGCAACUGUGCCAACUCGCGUCUUAUGCAAGUUUUCACUUCCACCCCUGGAGCAUUUAGCUCUAACGACUCCUCUCUGGACGGCCAAUGAAGGCAAGCCAGAGCUGAGAGUCCUGCGGGUCUUUAUUAUCUUAUCUGUGGUCGUCCACGUAUUGGUACGUCAAGUUGUGCCAACCCUAAUAAUUGCUCGGAGCAAUGCUGAGCCGAACGGAGCCGAGAAUGCCCGAAAGGAGAAGUGUCGCUCCACUACUUUAAGUUAACCAAGGCUCGGAACCGGUUUAUAAAAUACCGGUAAAUACCGGUUUAUUUCGGUUUUCCUCCAAAAUUUUAUAAGAAAGCGAAUGCUUAAAUAACUUUAUUGUAUCUAAAAAACGGUUUAUUCGACGAGCGACGAAACGGCCGGCCGGCCUGGUGGUGUACCACGUAAAACAUACAUACCGACAUAGGAAGAAACCGGUUAAUUUAACAAGAACUGUUCUCAUAAAAACCGGUUUAAAAAUAACGGCUUUUCGAGCGAAACCGAAAUUAAAAGAUUUUGCGCCAAAUACAUGAUAACGGUUUGGAAAUUUAACAUUAUUUUUCAAUAUUUUUUGUCGAUACUAUAAAAAUCUCCAGUGAAUCUCAGUUCCAGCCAACGCUUGCUGAAAGAUUAAUUUAAUUCUAGUUAAUUGACUAAAGAAUCGAUUUACAUAUGUAAUCGUGAUAUUUUGUAGGAACAUUCGGAUGUCCCGUUGGUUUGUUAUAGCACAAAAUUAUGUAUGAAUAAAAUGUUUAAAUUAA